This is a messenger RNA of Triticum turgidum subsp. durum (durum wheat), 687 nucleotides long. NCBI's taxonomy places the organism in Eukaryota, Viridiplantae, Streptophyta, Magnoliopsida, Poales, Poaceae. The record is from the annotation of a GenBank genome assembly.
AUGGAGGAUGGAUCUCAGAUCUGUGAUGCGAGUGGCACGACAACAAUAGGAGGAGAUCAAAGAGGCCCCAGCAGCAGUAGCUUCGUCUGUGAUGAUUGGAACAAUGGCUGCUCAACUACCUGUGCUCCACAAUGUUCUGUGCUUGAGAAUACCAAUGGAGUACUUGUUGGUCAUCACUUAGCUGGGCCUUCACUCACUUUUGAGCAACAGCAGCAGCUGCCACCGUCAAUCUGCCACAUCUCAUCAUCAUACUCAUCUUAUAACCCAUCGACAUUGUCGUGCCAGCCGGCCAUGGUUCUGCAAUCCAUGAGCAACGAUCAUCAUCCAUCGCUGCUCCUUGAUGGCUUCCCUACUUUCUGCCCUGCCUUGCCCCUAAUAUCGCCGCCACCACCACCGGAGAAUGGCACUGACUGUCAUGAUGCCAUCCAGCUAUCACAGAUGCUGGCCGCGGAUGAGCAAGGAGCGGUGGCUCAUCAUCAGCAAGAUCCGAGCACCGUUAGUAAGAAGAGAGAGGAACGGGACAGGGCCAAGCAAAGGUACAACGAGAAGAAGAAGAACAGGAAGUUCUGCAAGCAGAUCAUGUACGCGUCCCGAAAAGCAAGGGCGGACACACGAAAGCGAGUCAAGGGCAGAUUCGCCAAGGCUACCAAUGAACACCAACACAUACUACACCCAGAUGCAGCAUAA